AUGAUGACAGAGUGCGAGGACGAACUUUCUUCAACAAAAGAGAACGUGAGACAACGCGAGGAAGCUGCUUUCAAGCCUCGAGAUGAACCACACACGGCCGCCACCAGUGAGGAUCACCCCGACUGGAGCUCCUGCGUCAAACAGCAGCAGCCGAAGCCCCACCAAAUUAAGGAGGAAGAAGAAGAGGCUGAUAUCAGCAAGCUUCCAAUCAUUCAAAUUAUUGUAAAAAGUGAAGACGAUGAAGAUAAAGUGACACCUCAUAGCAGCAUCUUAAGUGAAGGUAAUGAAGAACCACAUGUUGAAAGUGUCACCACUCCAAGUGACAUGAAAACACGCUGGAAAUGUUCUCAGUGUGACAAAACCUUUGUCAACAAGUACAUUUUAAAAGGACACAUGAUGAGUCACACUGGAGAGAAACCAUUCCGCUGCAUAAUAUGCGGUAAAAGCUUCUCCAUUAAAGGACGUAUGAUAACACACACCCGAAUACACACUGGAGAAAAACCCUACUCCUGCUCGGUCUGCGCCAAAACUUUUUCUGAUCAAUCGGCGUUUGUGCGACACAGAAGAACGCACACCAGCGAGAAACCGUUUACUUGCUCGACGUGCGGGAAGAGUUUCACGCUGGGCAGUAGUUUGAAUACGCACAAAAGAAUGCACACUGGAGAAAAACCUUACUGCUGCUCGGUCUGCAGCAAAGAUUUCUGCGACCGCUCAGUGUAUGCGAGACACACGAAGACACACACGGGGGAGAAGCCGUUUACUUGCUCGGUUUGUGGAAUCCGAUUGACUCGAAAGACACAUUUAACCACGCAUAUGAGAACUCACACAGGAGAGAAAGUGUUCAGUUGCAGGUUGUGUGAGCAAAGGUUUUCGUACAAGUAUCAAUUAGAAAAACACAAGUGUAAUGGGGAAGAACAGCAGCAGAAAUUUUGA
Corythoichthys intestinalis (scribbled pipefish) is the source of this 933-nucleotide messenger RNA. Its product is annotated as oocyte zinc finger protein XlCOF6.1-like. Gene Ontology annotation, molecular function: RNA polymerase II cis-regulatory region sequence-specific DNA binding; DNA-binding transcription repressor activity, RNA polymerase II-specific. Bases 1 to 933 code for a protein of 310 amino acids. Gene Ontology annotation, cellular component: nucleoplasm. The transcript has 2 exons. The record is from RefSeq and is a predicted model, not a curated record. Gene Ontology annotation, biological process: regulation of transcription by RNA polymerase II. Lineage: Eukaryota; Metazoa; Chordata; Actinopteri; Syngnathiformes; Syngnathidae.